Messenger RNA from Dermacentor andersoni, 1416 nucleotides. NCBI's taxonomy places the organism in Eukaryota, Metazoa, Arthropoda, Arachnida, Ixodida, Ixodidae. The record is from RefSeq and is a predicted model, not a curated record.
AAGCCAAGCUGUGUUGUCUGCUCCAUCCGCACUUGCGGCGCGCAAGCGUGUAGACUGGCCAGCCAAGCCGGUUAUUUUUUUCCGAAUUGCUUGCUUAACUACACUAAACUACUCUGAUUUCUCGACCUUCGUUAGACAUUUUGUCCGUGUGUGUGUAAUUUAUUUUGUCGAUACGUUUCUUGGUAGCACAAAUACCCUCUGAUAAUAAUCAGCUUUUCUUCGCCCUCGCGGACCUUCAUUGUCAUAUUUAGCUCAAAAACUUCCAAGGACAGGGUCAAUCAUGAGCACUGGCGAUAGCAAGAAACGCAAGAAAAACUACUACAAGACUUUCGCCAAGAAGCGCCGAGUAGGCAACCUGGAAUCCGACAUGACGGGCUUUCUGGUCACCUUCGAGCGAAGCGAGUUCCAGGCUGCUAAGGAUUGCUACGAGCUGCUCAACGAGUACGCUGACAAAAUCUGGGGCCCUGAAAAACCAGAGGGAGCAGGCAGCAAAGAAUCCAUUGAGGAUGACAUAGCUGCAGAGCUGAAUGAGCUCAAGGAGUCCAAGGACAAAGUUCGCCGUUUUCAAAAGGUGAAGACGGAUGUGGCUGGAAACUUUUUUGUAACAACCACGGUGGAUGAUCCUGGACAGCUGGUGACAGCCAUCUUUGAAGACCUGAAGGCGAAGCACGAACAGCGCAGCCGCUUCAUCCAGCGCCUGUUGCCCGUGCAGACAACUUGCAAAGCCAACCUGGACACCAUGAAGAAGACGGUAGAAACAGUGCUUGCAUCCUACAAUGACUCUGCCUCGCCAGAAGUUGCUUACUUGGUUGCUGGAAAAAUCCGCCACAACAGCAGCCUUCAGCACAACCCAAUGCUUCAGGAGAUAGUGCAGGUUGUGAAGGCUGCCAAGCCUCAGUGGAUAGGGGAACUGCGCAAGCCAGACUUGGUGCUCAUGGUGGACGUGUUGCACAACAUCUGCUGCAUCUCUCUGAUGCCUCGGUACCUGGAAUUCAGAAAGUACAACCUCCUGGAAGUGACAAAGCCUCAGCCAAACUCUGAGGUGCCAAAGGAGCCUAGCUGUUCUGCUGAUGUGCCAAAGAGUGACAGUGAAGAGAGCAAGGACAAAAAACCUGAGUGUGACAAAGAAGCAGCGUGCGAAGAAAAUAAGAAACCUUUGGAUACCGUUGGAGACGAUGAAAGAGAUGUCAUGGAAGCUGCAGACAGCAAACCAGACAACGCUUCAUCGAAUGGGGGCAGCACUGAACUCUUGACAAACACAUCAGAAGGCGAAAACGUGGGGUCACACAAAACUGCGGAGGCAUCUAAAGACUGAGCAUAUUUCUCUCAGUUCCUUCUUUUGCUCGUUUGCAGUCAAAUGUAACAACAUUAUCUGGAACAUAAAAGGUGGCAUUAAAGGUUCACUUUCAUUAUUGA